Molecule: messenger RNA, 1643 nt
Organism: Westerdykella ornata
Lineage: Eukaryota; Fungi; Ascomycota; Dothideomycetes; Pleosporales; Sporormiaceae
Exons: 2
Coding region: 344-1609 (421 amino acids)
Source: RefSeq, a predicted model, not a curated record
AUAUGUACCUGUACACUCAAGUGAAUGGUACUUGAAAAGCAGAGUUUGCGUACCGAGGACGUGGCUGGAGCGAGGAGCCGACGUAUAUUGUGGUACGGUAACGGUGGUGAUGGUCGUUGGGGGCAAAAAUGGGUCCUUGUUCACCAGCUUUGCUGGGCACGACUUUUGAGUCUUUCACCGACGCAAGCUACGACACCCACCACGCAUUAUAUUUUGAUCUUGGCAAGCGCACGAAUCUUUUCUGCGCCUUCUUCUUUCGAGUGCUUUCACAACAUAACUUGCAACCGUUGACUUUCAACCUCUCAGCUUCAACUCUACCCACCGGUAUAUACGACGUUACACUAUGGACAACCGCACGUCUAGCAAUGAGUCGACGCACCAGGAUCCAAUGGACCUCGAUGGAGCGCAAUUCGGCACUACCGCUGCAACACAGACCCCAAGUGGAGCUACCGCUCCAACGCGCCCUCCUCCGUCGUUCCCCCUACCACUUCCCUCGCACUUGCCCUUCCCUCAUCCUCCACUGCCCUUCGGGCCAUUCCCAUUUCCUCCACUACCUGUAGGAGCACCAGCGACUCUAGGGGUUCCACCUAUGCCAUUCCCUUUCCCUCCUCUCCCUCCCUUUGGUUUGCCACCUCUCCCAGGAGCCUUGGGCCCAGGAGCCUUGGGUCCAGAAGGCACUCCCAACCAUCCACCUCUCGCACCACAACCCACAGUCACCGGCUCACUCCUACUCGAAAUCGCCCUGGACGAUAUCACCCCAUCCUCCACUGGCAUAUCCCACAAGACCGGUUUUGAGACGAUAUGCUCCUACAACUGGGUUCGGUCCCCACUCUCUUCCCCAACAAUCUACGUACCCGGCGCCCCUCGGAAGUGGACCCCUCCAACCACGCUGCCGCAAUCCCUACGACGUUCCAACCUGCCCCAUUUCGUCAAUGAAAACGCGUUUCGAGCCGCAGAGCACCAAUUCGAGCCUGUUUUCCAGGCCAUGGCCAUUAUGAAGCCAGAUAUGCGCAUGAACGACGUCGACGUCGUUAGUGAUCGCGGGAGCAUGCAACGACUACUGGACUACACUGCGACCAGGAGCGUCAGGAGGCCCUAUCUCAUUGCCGCUCAACGAGUUAGAAAUACUCUGUUCCUGCGAGUGUUUUCUGAAAAGAGUGGGAUCGUAGGGGGCCAUGCGAGUGGGCACGGGAAGGUUUUCGAGGAGAAGUACACGAGGGAUGCGAUGGGGCUGGGGGAAUUAGGGUCAAGCUUCCACCGUGUAGUGAAGUACGAUUUCGGAGGUUUGACGCUCGUGCUUAGGCACGAAGUAGAUGCCUAUUACGAGGGACCGGAAGUGGGUACGCAUCCAGAGCAGCCGCCAGCAAGGGACCAGUAUCGGGGACUAGAGGACGUGGGGAUAAAGAGCCACAAAAAUGCCGCCAGGGUCGAGAUAAAAGGGAAAGACAUCCCGGCCGCUAAGAUGGCGGAGAUCAAGACUGCAAAGAAGAGUGGCAACGUCGUGCAGCAGAUGUGGCUCGGCCGCAACCCCCUGGCUUAUCCGUGGAAUCUUCGACCACCAUACGGAGGGCGUGGUCAAUGCCAUCAACGUGACGAACAAAGCGGCUGAGUCCUUUGAGAAGUACGAGUUGGAUGAGCAGGAG